AUGACCGACUCUCGUAUCCAGACAUUCCACACAGCAACCCUUUCAAACAACACCAAGGUUUGGUAUAGGGAAGCAGGUGAUAAAUCUAAUCCAUCAAUUGUCUUGUUGCAUGGAUAUCCCACUUCUUCAACUAUGUUUCGUCACUUGAUCCCAUUGAUUUCUGAUAAAUUUCAUGUCAUUGCACCUGAUCUCCCAGGGUUCGGAUUCACAGAAGUUCCAGAAGACUACCAUUACUCCUUCGAUAACUUGGCUGCCACGGUCAGAGAGUUUUUGAAAGAGAUCAAUGUUACUAGGUUUGCCAUCUACGUCUUUGAUUAUGGGUCUCCAGUCGGAUUCCGUUUAGCGUUGAAGGAUCCCUCUUCCAUCACAGGUAUUGUUACUCAGAACGGCAACGCAUACGAAGAGGCACUUGGAGAUGAAUUCUGGGGUUUUAUCAAAAAGUACUGGCAGACUACCCAAACUGAUCCAGUAUUUGUUAAGCCACUUUCUCAGUUUAUAGCUGAUAGAAAGAAUGUCGAUGACCAAUAUUUCAUUGGUGUUAAGGACAAAACAGCUAUAGAACCAGCUGCAUAUACCCUUGAUUUUGCUUUGUUACAAAGGCCAGGCCAAACUGACAUUCAAUUGAAGUUGUUUCACGAUUACCAGAACAAUUUGACCAUUUAUCCUGCAAUUCACGAGUUUUUAAAAGCUCAUCGGAUACCUGUCUUGGCAGCUUGGGGUAAAAACGAUUACAUCUUUACUCCAGAAGGAGCCGAGGCUUUUGGCAAACAUGCCCAAAAAUUCAAGUUGACCCUUUUGGACUCUGGACACUUUGCUUUGGAAACUCACGUCCAGGAUAUUGCCCAUGACAUUAAUACAUUCCUCCAUGACAAUAUAGCUUUAUAA
This is a messenger RNA of Kluyveromyces lactis, 885 nucleotides long. RefSeq names its product epoxide hydrolase. NCBI's taxonomy places the organism in Eukaryota, Fungi, Ascomycota, Saccharomycetes, Saccharomycetales, Saccharomycetaceae. The transcript has a single exon. The record is from RefSeq and is a predicted model, not a curated record. The coding region runs from base 1 to 885 and encodes 294 amino acids. Gene Ontology annotation, molecular function: epoxide hydrolase activity.